UGGCGGUCCUCCGCUAUCCCACAGUUCCUUCCCGUGCGGUUUCCCUGCCGUCUCUGUUCCUUUGCGCUACUGGAGCGACUGAGGCAGAAUGUUGGCCUCCAGAGCACUGAGUCUUGUUGGCAAACGAGCUAUCUCCACCUCAGUCUGUCUGCGCGGGGGGCAUGGGGUGGCCAAGGUGGAAGACUACACCCUCCCUGCUUACUUCGACCGCCGCGAGACGCCCCUCCCUGAGGUGCCAUUCGUGAAGCAGUUGAGCGUGGAGCAGAGGACCCUGAAGGAGAAGGAGAUGGGGGCGUGGACCGGGCUGACCAGAGAGGAGAAAGUGGCAUUGUACCGCAUCAGCUUCAAGGACAGUUUUGCUGAAAUGAACAGGGGAUCGAACGAAUGGAAGUCAGUUGUUGCGGGAAUAUUCUUCUUCUUUGGGUUUACUGGUUUAAUUGUCUUCUGGCAAAGGAAAUUUGUGUUUGGUGAGGUUCCCCACACUUUGUCUGAAGAGUACCAAGCAGCUCAGCUGCAGAGAAUGCUGGACAUGAGGAUCAACCCAGUUGAAGGGUUUUCAGCCAAAUGGGACUACGAGAACAAACAGUGGAAGAAAUGAUUUAGCACAUGGACCACAUACAACCAUGAAUGACUAACAUCCUGUCUUUACUUGCCUGUUCACAUUUUUACCUCAGUUAAUGCAUUCUGGAAGCUGACUUCCUCUUAAGAUUAUUCUGUACAUUUUAAAGAUAAUAAAACUCCUGUCAUUUACUCGAAA
Lepisosteus oculatus (spotted gar) is the source of this 757-nucleotide messenger RNA. It is a transcript of the gene cox4i1, whose product is annotated as cytochrome c oxidase subunit 4I1. The record is from RefSeq and is a predicted model, not a curated record. NCBI's taxonomy places the organism in Eukaryota, Metazoa, Chordata, Actinopteri, Semionotiformes, Lepisosteidae. Gene Ontology annotation, biological process: mitochondrial electron transport, cytochrome c to oxygen.